This is a messenger RNA of Colletotrichum tamarilloi, 978 nucleotides long. RefSeq lists its product as uncharacterized. The transcript has a single exon. The record is from RefSeq and is a predicted model, not a curated record. Bases 1 to 978 code for a protein of 325 amino acids. NCBI's taxonomy places the organism in Eukaryota, Fungi, Ascomycota, Sordariomycetes, Glomerellales, Glomerellaceae.
AUGGCCCAAACGCUGCAUGCAACUGCACCACCACCCAAAUCUCCCGUACCCGUCUCGCGAGACACCGCCCUUCGUCUUUCGAUAAACACCACUCUGCCCCCCAUCUUCCGGAACGAUGACCGACUAGUCAAUGCCAGAGAAAGCGUCACUUUAUUCCUCGAGACCGACCUGCAAACCCCGAGGUUGGAGAAGAUGUACCCAUACCUGUGGCUCGCGGGGCUUCCCCGAGCGGCGCGUCCACUUCAUCGCCAAAAGGUAGUCGGGCGGAACGUUUGCGUGACCGAGAACCCCGAGGAGCAUAUGACGUGGCACGAGACGACCAUCUUUGUCAAACCCUUACCUGACUACUUUUUCGAUCACUCCUUGUGGCAAGAGACAAUCUGUGGGGAUGAGGCGCUAUAUAAGAGUGCUUGCGGGUUGCUGCUCUCAUACGUAUGGCUCGUCAGCUACCGCAGCGAUCUGCGAAUCGCACACGAGAUGGGUUUACUGCCUUCUUGCAUAACAUGGGAAGAUUGGAAAAACAUGGUGCUCGAAUUCUCCAACCAAAACGACUUCCAAACGCGGAGCUGGGUGAGCCGUCGUUACGAAUAUGGCGAACUCCGCCUGUCCCGCCUCAACACGCUCUCCCGCUUGGGCGCAGCUGGGUUCUCGGCGAGGAACUUUGUGUACGGCUAUAUUUCGGGUUCGAAGCAGUACACCACUUUUUUCGAGCGCAACUUUGGCUGGCUCUUGGUGGUUUUCAUCUACAUCACGGUCAUUCUGUCGGCCUUGCAAGUGGCCCUGGCAACUGAGAGGCUGGGGUCGGAUGGGAAGUUUCAAGCAUUUUCAUACGGUGUUGCUCUCAUAUCACUCGGAUUCGUUGCAGCGCCGAUUGCAAUAAUGUUGAUUGUGUGGUCGAGUCUUUUUGUUUUCUAUCUUCUGUCAACGCUUCAGUAUCACAAAAAAGUGACGGCUGGGCGGGAAAAUACAGUAGAAUGA